Molecule: messenger RNA, 3129 nt
Organism: Limanda limanda (common dab)
Lineage: Eukaryota; Metazoa; Chordata; Actinopteri; Pleuronectiformes; Pleuronectidae
Gene: tnfrsf9a
Product: tumor necrosis factor receptor superfamily, member 9a
Exons: 7
Coding region: 235-1077 (280 amino acids)
Biological process (GO): regulation of cell population proliferation
Cellular component (GO): external side of plasma membrane
Molecular function (GO): signaling receptor activity; cytokine binding
Source: RefSeq, a predicted model, not a curated record
AGAUAAUUUCUUUACGGGACAUCACAGCCUAAUGUAUUUAGCUUAAGAAUAAUGUCAAGAAACUUAAUGUAUGUUUAGAUUGAACGUGCAGAUUUAAAGGAACAGAAAACUAGGAGCCAUAAAUAAUAAUAAUAAGAAGAAGAUAGCUGGGAAAGUUCUUGGAUUGAAGUCCCUCACGAUCUCCCUGAAGCCUGAGGAGCAUCCUUGACUAAAGACGUGACGGCUGACAUCAGAAUGGCUGCGAUCCUGCAGCUGAUGGGUUUCUCUCUGCUCAUGCAGGGAUGUCUGAGCAGCGUUGGACACACGAGCUGCAAGACAUGGUCCCAAGAUGGAAAUACUUUUUGCUGUCAUGCCUGUCAACCAGGACACCGCAUGGUCAACCGCUAUGGUCCGACGCUGGGAGAUCUUUGCACCCCUUGCGACUCCGGCACAUUUACAACGGACCCUACAAAAUUCAGUUGUGACCCGUGUACACAAUGUGCAGGGGCUCAGGUGAACAAGGAAGUUUGCACCCCCACAACUGACACAAAGUGCGGCUGUAAAAAAGGACUUCUCUGUGGGGACGGCAGCUGUUCCUUCUGUAUCACUAAGUGUGACAAAGGGGAGGAGCCCACAAAGGAUCGUUCCUGCAGACCGUGUCGAAAUGGAACUUUCAACGACCAGGGCCAUCAGAUGUGUAAACCCUGGACAAUCAAGUGUCCAAAGCCAGGUCAAUAUAUUCUGGACCAGGGAACUACGAUUUCUGACAUCACGUGUGCCGAAGUGUCAGUGAGUCCAGUGCACACUCUCAGCCGCCCAGAUACCACAGAGCACACAUGGCCACUGGUCAUAUCUGUGGUGACCAGUUUAGCUCUGACCAGCUUCAUCAUCAUCGUCAUCCUCACUGCGACGAUGAAACAUGUCCAGAAAAGAAAGAAGACACAAAAGGCCGUCCCAGAGACUAUGAUAAUCCGAACCCCCACAGAUCAUCCGCUGCCACUCAGAGUCGUAGCAGUGGAGUGCAGUUAUCACGAGGCCGAGCAGGAGGAAGGCGGCAGCUCAGAGACGCUGGUGACCAGGGACCAGCUCCUCCCAUGAGAAGAAGCCAUCAAGAACAAGAUGGGAUCCUUCUCUUUGCUCCUGCUGUGGUUCGGAGGUGAACAACCCGGCUAUCUUUGAAAACAUCUGUUACCUCAGCAGAGAUCAAGGUCAAACAUUUGCUCAAUAAUUAAACCAGGAAACAAUUUACGACAGGAAAUGUGCACAUGGGAGGAAGGGGAAUUCAUCAUGUUCACUGUGUUUCCCCCGUCAGUCAAUCUUGAAAGCUUAGCUGUUCCUGAUAUAGUCGUGGAAAGUCUUUAAUGUUUAGAUUUAGACACCAGAUAAAAGGUAAAACAACAUGUUAUAAAAACCAAAGGAGCAAAGAACCCAAGCAACUUUUUUUAAAUUAUUUUUUAACUACUUUCAAACAAAGUAGUUGGACUGUGUGGAAUGAGUUUAAAUGAAUUGUAUUACUGUGGUAUUUAAGUGGGCAGAGUGUGAACGUACAGUGCAGGUGGGAGUUCUGAAGCUGAGCCCACACGUUCCAAAACAGAAGUGUGACUUCAGGGCUCCACCUACAGUUACUAUACCUCCUGUUUACUGCUGAUUCUGUACAUGUAUGUCUGUUACUUUGUAGCAGCAGCAGGACGAUGCUGUUGAUCAAGAUUUUUAUGGAAGAGGUUGUUUUGUUCGCUGUGGUUUGUUUAGUUUAUUUUCUAAAAUUGAUGGGGACUUUAUUUUGUGAUAAACUGUGUAAAUGAUAAGAAUGGCAGUCAGCAGGGAGCAUUUCUCUGCUAAGGGCCAAUGGAAUUUUGAUAUUUAUGUGGAUCUACAACAAAUGCCUUAUUCUAUCCAGAACAAUUAGUUAUUCUCUGAGAAAUCAACAAAAGUGUUAAAAAACUCCAACUCUCAGUGUUAAAGACGGUGAAAAAGGAUUCCUGCUCCCUCCUCUCGAUUCGUGGGAGAGGCGUUGGACUAGUGGCAGAAACUUGGACUAUGGGCAGAAAAGGUCUCUGGUUAGAAACAACAACAAAAAGACAAACCUGGAUUGAUCUGUCCAAAAAUCCAAGAGGAUUCUCCCUACCCUGUCUAGUGCCCUUGAGCAAGGCACCUUACUCCCCCAACAUCUGCUCCCCGGGCGCCGUACAUGGCUGCUCACUGCUCUGUGUGUCCUGCACCAGAUGGGUUAAAAGCAGAGGUUAAAUUUCCCUCCUUGCAUGAGUGUGCUUGUGUUUGGGACAAAUAAAUGUAUCUUAAUCUUAAUCUCUAUCUUAAUCUUAAUCUUAAUGCGUUCUUUCCUUACCCAUAAUGCAUCCUUCUACCAAGUUUCGUGGAAAUCUGUCUACCAGUUUCUGCGCAUGCUUUAUCUGGAGCUAAUGAUGGCCACAUUGAAGGAACAAGGAACUACAGAAAGUCCAUUAGAGGGACUUUCAGCUUUUGUGAAUUAGUAAUCCUCAAUCACGUAAAGCACCGGGGACUCCACAGAAUGCAAAUCAACACAGCUUGUCAUUAGUGAGUCACUUGUUUAAAGUCCAGCUUUACACUAAACAAGCUGGAGCUCGUCCAACCUUUCAAUCGGGACGUCCCAAGUACACAAGUUUGAGAUUCCUUUUAAGUGAGUCGUCCUCUUAAUGACACACAUUUGACAAACUAAUUAUAGGCGCUCAUUAAAUGAGAUCGAGUUUCAAUCGUCACGUAGAAACCUCCCACCCCACCCCGACCUUUUCUUCUCUGAGACACAGCAGGCUUGAAUGGAAAAGUUGUGCAACACGCUGCCUGGGCUUGUGAUGAACUUGUAAUCGCGAUGAGUCACAGCCAGAGCGCCACGUCAGGUGGAAGACCACAGACCUCAGGUGAACGUCACCAGUCAACCAGCAAAACAGCUGACGCACUUUAUUUCACCCCCCCGCUCCUGGAAUUAAUGUUACACACGUCUGUAAAUGUAUCUUUCUGCCUUAUCACGUUUGUUUAUAUUACUUGUUUUUCUAUUAUAUGCAUCUUUUCAUUAUUAUCUAUGAACACCGGUUUACACUGUGCUACAUUAUACAUUCAUGACAUUGUACUGUUUUGAAACAGCCAAUAAAAAUAUUUUAUUAUUUGUUGUUGUAC